AGUUUUAGUCGGAAACAAAUUCAUCUAAACACCUCAAGUAGACUUUUCCAUACCUACUAAAUAGGACUGCACAGAAAUAAAUGGAAGAGAUGAAAUCUGCAUGGACAACACAUUUUCUAUCACAACAAUUUAUCUCAGAGCAACAGAAAGAUGCACAAAGUCUUACUGAAGUGGUGAGGAGAAAGAAAACAGUUAGUGUGGCUAACAACAGCAUAACGCUUCAUUAUUUCUGAAAGGAAACCUAAGCCGGCCAGAUAACACAAACACAAUGGAUGAUUUUGAAAAACAUCAACCACAGAUGACUGUUCAAGUAGCAAAUCCAACUGUGGAGACACAUCCAAUUGCCGAAGCAAAAAGUGCUGUGUCAGAGCUCCUGGAGGACUCUGGGAAUUGUAGGCAGAGCAUCAACCUUCAUGUUCUCAGCGACUCUCUGUUCAGUGAGCAGCAGAAGCUGAGGCACGUGUUGGACUGGGCUCACAGUUUCCUCAGCAGUGGAUCAGAGGUUCACCACGAAUUUUGCAGAGCUGACAGUUUGAUUUUGGCCAAUGAAAAUCAGAGGGAAACAGAGAGAGGAUCACCAGUAUAUAAGCAUUCAUCUGCAGCUAAAUACCGUCAUCGAGUCACCUGUACUGCAGGUAGUAAUGAGGUGUUUGAAGGAAGGCAGAGGAUGGAGAAAGUUUGGCAACUUGAACCAUCACAUUACAAAAAAAGUGAACUGAAUAAUCACCUCUGUAGAUAUAAACUUCCUUUUCCAGAUGAUCCCUGCAUCCCGAUCUCCUUCACCCCAGGGAGAGAUGAGGUAACUUGGCUUGAGAAGAGAGAAACUACUGAAACUAAGAAAAAUAUGGAGCUGUACGAUGCCACCCAUAAACAAACGCCUAGCCAAGACAACAACUGCAGAACAAGCAGUCUAUCCAUAUCUAAUCAAAGGCAGAGAAACACAAAUCUAACGCUUGCAUCAUCGGAUGGUGCAACAUGUUUGAUUGAAAGAUCCACAUCUUCCUUGAGCAAGGGCAUUCACAGAAGCAAAGAUCAAAGAGAUAUGAUUUAUAAAACAGCUGAGGCUCAGUCAGAAAAAGAAGUAUCAGGAGAUCAGAUGGAGCUGAAGAGAGCAAACAUUGAGAAGAAGUUGGGACCAAAGGUUAGGGAGGGUCAGAUGAAUAAUAAACAAAAGUCAAGCUCAGGUUUUAGGAUGGAUGCAAAAGAUAACAAAAGCCACAGUGAGUCUGAGCAGACACCCAAACAAAUGGAAAAGACCGCUAACCCCAAUUUUAGCUGUCAUUUGAAAAUGCCGGCUAAUCUGAGUACCUAUGAGCAGUAUCAGCUUUGUAUGGAUCACUUCAGAAUGAGAGAAAGCCAACAAGAGACACCUCGCUUUGAAUUUGAUUCUUUCGACACAAGCGCAGAGAUAAAAAAGCACCUCAGUAAAGUAAGCAGCAGAGGUGUUACAGCUGUAGACCUCACAAAAACAUCUUCAGCUAUUAUUAAUGAAAACCAGGACAGAACCACAUACAAUAGAAAUGGGUCAACACUUGCCGAACAAGGACAUUUGAAAACAACUGUGAAGGAAACACCAGCAGCCAUUUGUGCUGAGAGCAAAGAGAAGACUGUCAUUAGCGCCACACAUUUGGACCUUGAUAGUAACAAACAUGGUGAUUUUAUAAAGAGAGCUGCAAAUUCAAAUGAUAAGCAUAUUAAAACACAAACAGAGCACUUGUGGACUGCACCCGGUGAUAAUGUUUCUCGUGCGGAGGAGAGUGUUGCCGCUAACUCAGUUUUGCUGCCAAAGAAGGUCGGACACCAUCCUGGCGUAGAUUGUCCUCAGAUGGGUGUCAAAGGUCAGAAGAAGAGAAAUGGAGGUCGAGGUCCCUCCUGGAGGCUCUGUGGAAAGUCAAGCGUGUCCUUGUCCUCUCUAACAAAUGGAGGCAUAUUUCCAAGAUCUCAGUCAGCAGGAAUAAUCAAACUCACAAAGAAACUAAAUGCACAAAUACACACAAAGAGACACACAUCAGAGUUCAGACUGAAACACACAUCAACCUCUAGAGAUGGAGAAACACCUGACGACCCCAGACCAACAUCUCAAGCCGCAGGUGCAACAGAGCACAUUGAUGUGGACACUGACUACAAAUACAGUCCAGCAGGUGUCCCUGAGUGCGACCGCUGGCUGUGUCUGCCUGAUGAGGUGUGGCUGUCCAUCCUGUCUGUGCUGCCUCACAGUGAUCUGUGCAGAGUGCUGCAGGUCUGCCGGCGCCUGAACACGGUGGCUGCUGACCACUCACUCUGGGAAAAACUGAGGAUUGAAAACUCCACCUUGUCAGACCGGUGGUUGUUGUGUGUGGGCCGACGUCGUCCUCGCAGUCUGUGUCUGUACAGCUGCAGCGGCCUGUCUGCCACCUCCAGUGGGCUGGAGAUGUUUUUCUCUCUGUGUAGAAACUCUCUGGAGGAACUCAAGGUCAUCAGUUGUUGUGUUCCUGGUCUCCACGGUGACCUGAUGCUGCCUCUGAUUGGUCAGUUGUGUGAUCAUGUGACCAGUGUGGACAUGAGCUGGAGUGGAGCGACAGACACGGGACUGAAAGCUCUGAGUGACGGCCGUGCAGGGUUGAGACUGAAAGCUGUUGUCUUGAACGGCUGUCAUGUCAGCGAUGACCCACUAAUGAAACUUGUAAUGAGACAUAAAGAAAGUCUGUGCAGGUUGGAGGUGUUUGGCUGUCAGUUCCUUACUCUAUCCUGUCUACAGACAAUAUAUGAGAUGUGUCCUGGCCUCCAGCAUCUUAACAUCGGCCAGGUGCCAAAAGUCAACACACACAGUCUCACAGUGAUGGCAUCACAACUCAAAUGUCUAAUUUCCCUAAAUCUCACUGGACUACAGGCAGUCACUAAUGUCAAAGUGGAAACUUUGCUCCAGAGCUGUAUCAACCUUCAGAGUCUGACCCUCAGUUCCUGUUCUGGAGUAACUGACGUGACACUGCACAGCAUCAGCAAAUACACACCUUGUAUCAGAUCCCUGGAUGUGAGUGGCUGUAAGGCAGUAACAGAUGCAGGCAUUCAGUCUCUGGCUCUGGGAUGUAGAAGACUUCAGCAACUGGACGUCAGCUCCACUGACACAGGAAACAGAGGGGUAACUCUGUUGGCUAAUUAUUGCGGCGGACACCUCCAUACAGUCAAACUCAGUUUCUGCCACAUCAGCUCAGAGAACAUACUGAAGCUCUGCAGACGCUGCAAGAGGCUGAAGGUGCUCCAUCUAUAUGGAUGUGCCCAACUCCCCACUGAGCAAGAGAUCAGAGACGUUAACACUACUGUUCAAGUGUACCCUCUGCCCUGACUCACACACACACACACUCACACACACACACUCACACACACACAUAGACAUCUGCACGCAGCUGGAUAGACAAACACAACAUAUUGAAGAUAAAUAUUUAGAGGAUUAACAGUAAAUACUCAUCUUAUAAGUACUGGAUUCAUACAUGUCUAUCAACAUCUUAAAAACAAACUAAAAAAGAAAAUGGUUAAAUUUCU
This is a messenger RNA of Thunnus maccoyii (southern bluefin tuna), 3519 nucleotides long. RefSeq lists its product as uncharacterized. The coding region runs from base 269 to 3322 and encodes 1017 amino acids. NCBI's taxonomy places the organism in Eukaryota, Metazoa, Chordata, Actinopteri, Scombriformes, Scombridae. Gene Ontology annotation, molecular function: protein binding. Gene Ontology annotation, cellular component: SCF ubiquitin ligase complex. The transcript is spliced from 15 exons. The record is from RefSeq and is a predicted model, not a curated record. Gene Ontology annotation, biological process: SCF-dependent proteasomal ubiquitin-dependent protein catabolic process.